Messenger RNA from Chaetomium fimeti, 615 nucleotides. RefSeq lists its product as uncharacterized. The transcript has 2 exons. The coding region runs from base 1 to 615 and encodes 204 amino acids. The record is from RefSeq and is a predicted model, not a curated record. Lineage: Eukaryota; Fungi; Ascomycota; Sordariomycetes; Sordariales; Chaetomiaceae.
AUGGCUUCAUUGGUAACCGUGGCCGAUCCCGUGGCGUCUGCUACCAUUCUUCCCCAACUCAGCAAUGUCACCAUCACCUCGAUUAGCGCACAAGGCACUGGCUGCCCCGAGGGCACCAUGUCAACAGCCUUCAGUUCCGAUCGAACCACUAUAACAUUUGGCUUUGACGACUUUGACACGUAUAUCGGUCCCGGGAUGUCCCCGGCGUCCAAGAGCAAAACCUGCAACAUCACGCUGACGCUCAGCCAUCCCCUCGGAUACAGCUUUGAGAUUCUGGACGUGGUCUACCACGGAUUUGCACGGCUGGAUGCCGAGUCGAAUGGAAUAAUCGUGUCUUCUUACACGAUAACCGGCAACGAAGAAGGCAACGGCGUUUUCCAAACGCGAUCCAACAUUGCCGGGGAGCCAGUCGGGGUCUAUACACGCACCAACGCCAUCCCCGAACAAUCGAGGCUUGCAUCACGGUGCGGUGCAGGCGAAACUGGGCUGCAGAUGGAGACGCGGGCCACAGUGAGUUCCGGGUCCUCGUCCAAUUCGGGCGGCUGGGACGACGAGCCUCCGUUUUCCCUUACAGUUCAGCAAAUUCACCUCGGAUGGUCGGCGUGCAAGGAAUGA